This is a messenger RNA of Impatiens glandulifera, 6703 nucleotides long. RefSeq names its product TATA-binding protein-associated factor BTAF1. Bases 166 to 6303 code for a protein of 2045 amino acids. The transcript has 28 exons. Gene Ontology annotation, molecular function: DNA binding; ATP-dependent chromatin remodeler activity; ATP binding. NCBI's taxonomy places the organism in Eukaryota, Viridiplantae, Streptophyta, Magnoliopsida, Ericales, Balsaminaceae. The record is from RefSeq and is a predicted model, not a curated record.
GUGGUGUGUGUUCGAUAGUUGCAUGAUUGAUAUAUAUUGAAUGUUUUUCAGUUCUUGUGGGAAAUCAGCAGAUGUUAUGCGAACAUUUGGCUACUGAUAGUUGGUUGUUCGGAUGAGAGAAGCUAUUGCGGAUUUCUUCUCUACUACAUCUUUGCAUAAGGUGUCAUGGCUCAGCAGCAGUCGUCUCGUCUUAAUCGCCUACUCACACUUCUCGACACUGGUUCAACCCAAUCAACGAGGUUUACUGCGGCUAGGCAGAUAGGGGAGAUUGCCAAAUCACAUCCCCAAGAAUUGAACCCUUUAUUGAGCAAAGUUAGCCAGUACCUACGUUCUAAGAACUGGGAUACAAGGGUGGCAGCAGCUCAAGCCAUUGGUGCUAUCGCCGCAAAUGUUAAGCAUACAACUUUGUCUGAACUAUGUAGUUGUGUUGAAUCCAAAAUUUUAGAGACUGGGAUACCUGGUCUUGCAGAAGAGGUAGUAGCAUGGUCUACAUCAGGUUCCAAGAUUCUAGCUGGCAUUUCAUUUAAAAGCUUUGACAUUAACAAGGUUUUGGACUUUGGCGCUUUAUUAGCUUCAGGGGGACAGGAAUACGAUGUUGGAAGUGAUAUAGGGAAGAAUCCCAGAGAGAGACUGGCUCGCCAGAAACAAAAUCUUAAACGGCGGUUAGGGUUGGAUGUGUGUGAGCAGUUCAUGGAUGUCAAUGAAAUGAUUAGGGAUGAAGACCUCAUUGUGAGCAAAAACUCAGACAUGAAUGGAGUUCCUCAUAGACACUUCACACAAUCUUCUGUCCAUAGAGUUCAACAGUUAGUGUCAAAUAUGGUACCGGCAUACAGAACUAGACGUCCUAGUGCCAGGGAACUGAAUCUCUUAAAACGGAAAGCAAAAAUAAAUUCAAGGGACCAAACAAAGAUUUGGAACAAAGAAGGUGAUUUGGACACAUCAAACUCUCAAGAGAUGGUGUCACCUAAAGGGUUUUGUUCAGAUUCUUCAAGCUCUAAUAAGAUGUUUGAGUCCAAUCCCGAUGAAGACCUUAUUGAUCACGAUGGAGAUGGAACAUGGCCUUUCCAUAAUUUUGUUGAACAACUGAUCAUUGACAUGUUCGAUCCUAUUUGGGAAGUACGCCACGGAAGUGUCAUGGCUUUAAGAGAAAUCUUAACCUAUCAAGGUGCCUGUUCGGGAGUGUUUAUGCCUGAAUUGAAUUUUGACGGUGAGAAAAAAGAUAACAAAGGUAUUUCUUUAUCAUUGAAGAGAGCAAGGGAUACUGAUCAUAAUAUUCAUGUUCCAACUGAUGAGAUGGAGUCAAACCUUAAGAGGCCCAAAGUUCUUGGUGUAUCAAGUCCAUCCGAGGAUUCAAAAGUGUCAUUUUCCACAGACGUAAACAGAUUGGAUGUAUCUGUGAAGGUAGAAGAUGGUUGUUGGAAAUCAUCUGAAGCUCUGGCUGAUGUUGAACUUAGUGUGUGUUCCAUAAAAACUGAGCCUCAGUCUUAUGUUGAUGAUCUGAAAACAGUUGAUAUGGCUGAAGCUAAGACCAUUACUCCCAGAGAUGGCGUUGCUAUUGGAAAUAUGGGUACAAUUGACAGUCUUCCUGAAAAUUGUGAACUGAUGAACUUGAUUAAAGUGGCUAGGCAUUCUUGGCUUAAAAAUUGUGAAUUUCUUCAAGACAGUGCUAUCCGCAUCUUAUGUGUGUUGAUUUUAGAUCGCUUUGGAGACUAUGUUUCUGAUCAGGUUGUUGCUCCUGUUCGUGAAACAUGUGCUCAAGCAUUAGGUGUUGUUCUCAAGUACAUGCAUCCUGCUUUGGUUCAUGAAACAUUGAAUAUCUUGCUGCAAAUGCAGCAUAGACCAGAAUGGGAAGUUCGUCAUGGGAGUCUCCUGGGCAUCAAAUAUUUGGUUGCUGUUCGGCAGGAGAUGCUUCAUAAUUUACUUGCCCAUGUCAUCCCUGCAUGCAAAGCAGGGCUGGAAGAUCCUGAUGAUGAUGUAAGAUCAGUUGCUGCAGAUGCUCUAAUACCUGCUGCUUCUGCAGUAGUUUCACUGAAGGGGCAUAUCUUGUACUCUAUCAUUAUGCUACUUUGGGAUAUAUUGCUUGACCUGGACGAUUUAAGCCCAUCAACUAGCAGUGUGAUGAAUUUGUUGGCAGAAAUUUAUUCUCAGGAUGAGAUGAUUCCUAGCUCCUCUAAAACUGAAGCAUUGGAAGGAAAAAAUGGUCUUGAUCUUAAUGAAAUGGUUCAUCCUGAAGAUAUUGAAGGAAUAGAUUCUCAGGAAAAUCCAUUUAUGUUAUCAAUGUUGGCACCACGGUUGUGGCCAUUCAUGAGGCAUAGUAUAACAUCAGUCCGUGCAUCUGCCAUUCGCACUCUGGAGCGGCUGCUUGAAGCUGGUUGCAAAAGGAAAAUUUCUGACUCAUCUACUUCCUGUUGGCCUUCUUUCAUCCUGGGUGACACCCUUAGGAUUGUAUUCCAAAACAUGCUUCUCGAAUCAAAACAGGAGAUACUGCAGUGUUCAGAGAGAGUUUGGAGGCUGCUUCUACAGUCAUCCAUGGAGGAUUUGGAAGGUGCUUCUAAAUUGUAUAUAUCUUCUUGGAUAGAACUGGCAAGUACCUCCUAUGGCUCAGCCCUGGAUGCAACAAAAAUGUUUUGGCCUUUGGCUCUUCCUCGCAGAAGUCACUUUAAAGCAGUAGCUAAGUUGAGAGCAGCAAAACUUGAAAACAAUUCAUGUAUAAAUGUUGGAUCAGAUUCAGCUAAAGGCUCUAAUUUUCUAGAGAAAAAUGUAGAUACCAGCACUGGCCCUGUCAAAAUAAUUGUAGGAGCUGACACAGAUAUGUCAGUUACAUGUACAAGAGCUGUUACGACUAUGGCAUUAGGGCUUUUGGCUGCUAGGUUACAUGAAAGUUGUCUACAGUGUCUUGUUGAUCCCCUGUGGAAGGCCUUGACAUCUUUCUCAGGAGUUCAACGACAGGUGGCUUCGAUGGUACUUAUUUCCUGGUUCAGAGAGCUGAAGAGUUCAAAUAGCUCAUUUCCAACUGGGUUAUCUAAUAAUUUUAAGAGUUGGUUGUUUGAUUUAUUGGCUUGCUCUGACCCUGCAUUUCCUACCAAGGGUUCACUCCUGCCAUAUUCUGAGCUUUCAAGGACAUAUUCUAAGAUGCGAAAUGAGGCCUCUCAGCUGUUUCACGCAGUUGAGUCUUCUGGUAUGUUUAAUGAGGUGUUGCCUGUUCCCUCAAUGGACCCAGAAGUUCUUAGUACAGAGGAUGCAAUGAGUUUUGCUGCAAAGCUUAAGGUUCCUCGCUUUGACACUUUGGAAGAAGAAUCUGUGGAACGGAAUAUUGGUGAUGAUAUAGAAUCUCUGAAACAGAGACUUGCGGCUACUGCAGGCUAUUUGAAAUGUGUUCAGGGUAACUUGCAUGUUGCUGUCUCUGCAUUGGUUGCUGCUUCCAUUGUUUGGAUGGCAGAUCUACCCUCAAAGUUGAAUCCAAUUAUAUUGCCUUUAAUGGCUUCCAUUAAGAGGGAACAGGAGGAGAUUCUACAGGACAAGGCUGCUGAGGCACUUGCAGAGCUUAUUUAUGAAUGUGUUGCACGCAAACCUGGACCAAACGACAAGCUGAUUAAGAAUAUUUUUAGUUUGACAUGGACAGAUCCUUGUGAGACACCUCAGGCUGGGGUCUUGAAAUCUAUGGAUGUUAUUGAGGACCAAGAUCUCCUAUCUUUUGGCAAUAGUUUUGGUAAACAGAAAUCUAAGGCACCUAUUCUUGCUUCUGGUGAGGACCGCUCGAGGGUUGAGGGAUUCAUUAGCAGACGUGGAUCUGAACUUGCAUUAAGGCAUUUAUGCAAGAAGUUUGGUGCUUCACUCUUUGAAAAGCUUCCUAAGGUUUGGGAUUGCAUCACUGAAACUUUGAAGCCUGUCAGAAUUGGGAGCGAGAAGCAAGUAGAUAUACAAAAUAUUGAGGCAGUUAUUCAAACUAUCAAUGAUCCCCAGAUCUUGAUAAACAAUAUACAGGUGGUGCGCUCCAUAGCCCCUCUUCUGGAUAAGACUUUGUGGCCAACCCUGCUUACACUCCUUCCCUGCAUCUUUAUAUGUGUUCGCCAUUUCCAUGUUGCUGUUAGACUUGCUGCUUCAAGGUGUAUUACAUCAAUGGCAAAAUCAAUGACCAUGGAUGUAAUGGGCGCUGUAAUUGAAAAUGUCAUUCCAAUGUUGGGCGACAUGACAUCUGUUUAUGCAAGACAAGGAGCUGGAAUGCUUGUAAGUUUACUUGUCAAGGGCUUGGGUGUGGUUCUGGUUCCAUAUGCGCCAUUGUUGGUUGUUCCACUUUUGCGAUGCAUGAGUGACUGUGAUCAAUGUGUCAGACAGAGUGUGACACAUAGUUUUGCUGCCCUUGUGCCUCUUCUUCCAUUGGCAAGGGGCAUUUCUCCACCUGUUGUCCUAAGUGAGGAUUUGUCUAGAAACAAAGAAGAUGCCGAAUUUCUGGAACAACUGGUGGACAAUUCACAUAUUGAAGAUUUUAAGCUUCCUAUUGACUUAAAAGUAGAACUCAGGAGGUAUCAACAGGAAGGUAUAAAUUGGUUAGCUUUCCUGAGACGUUUCAACCUUCAUGGCAUCCUUUGUGAUGAUAUGGGACUUGGUAAAACUCUUCAAGCCACAGCUAUAGUGGCAUCUGACAUUGCAGAACAUCGUGCUACAGAUAGCAAAAGCCGUCUCCUGCCCUCAUUAAUCAUUUGCCCAUCGACACUGGUUGGUCAUUGGGUCUAUGAGAUUGAGAAGUUCGUUGACCCUUCCUUGAUAACUACUAUACAAUAUGUUGGUUCUGCUCAGGAAAGAAUAUCCCUUCGCAGCGAAUUUAACAAUUUUGAUGUCACCAUCACGUCGUAUGAUGUUGUCCGAAAAGAUAUUGAGUUUCUUGAACAUCUAUUAUGGAAUUACUGUAUUCUAGAUGAAGGACAUAUUAUCAAGAAUUCUAAGUCAAAGGUCACAUGUGCUGUGAAACAGUUGAAAGCACAGCAUCGCCUGAUACUAAGUGGAACUCCGAUACAGAAUAACGUCUUGGAUUUGUGGUCUCUUUUUGACUUCCUGAUGCCAGGAUUUCUGGGCACUGAUAGACAGUUUCAAGCCGCUUAUGGGAAGCCAUUGGUAGCUGCGCGAGAUCCAAAGUGCUCUGCCAAGGAUGCUGAGGCUGGAGUACUUGCCAUGGAGGCUUUACACAAGCAGGUUAUGCCUUUUCUACUUCGCCGAACAAAAGACGAAGUUUUGUCUGAUCUUCCAGAGAAAAUUAUUCAGGACAGAUACUGUGACCUCAGUCCUGUUCAACUUAAACUAUAUGAGCAGUUCUCUGGUUCUCAUGUGAGGCAAGAGAUCUCCACCAUUGUAAAUUCUGGUGAUUCAGGUACAGAAGAAGUGAAGGCUUCAUCUGGUGCCUCAUCACAUGUUUUCCAGGCCCUUCAAUACCUACUUAAACUUUGUAGCCACCCAAUCCUGGUCUUGGGUGAAAAAAUUCCAGAUUCAGUCUCAGGACUUCUGUCUGAAUUACUACCACCUGGUUGUGAUAUUAUUCCGGAACUCCACAAACUGCGUCAUUCCCCUAAACUGGUUGCACUUCAGCAGAUUCUAGAAGAAUGUGGAAUAGGCAUUGAUUCUGUAAAUUCUGACAGUUCAGGUGGUGUGGGGCAACAUAGAGUUUUAAUAUUUGCCCAGCAUAAGGCCUUACUUGACAUUAUUGAAAGAGACCUCUUUCACACUUACAUGAAAAGUGUAACAUAUUUGCGACUGGAUGGAUCAGUUGAAUCAGAAAAACGUUUUGAUAUUGUUAAAACUUUCAAUUCAGAUCCUACCAUUGAUGUACUGCUACUUACUACUCAUGUUGGUGGCCUUGGCCUUAACCUUACUUCAGCUGACACGCUAGUUUUUAUGGAGCAUGACUGGAAUCCGAUGCGAGAUCAUCAGGCAAUGGACAGAGCACAUAGGUUAGGUCAACGUAAAGUGGUGAAUGUUCAUCGGCUGAUAAUGCGAGGAACUCUGGAGGAGAAAGUCAUGAGCCUUCAGAAGUUUAAAGUAUCAGUUGCUAAUGCUAUCAUAAAUGUGGAGAACUCUAGCAUGAAAACAAUGAACACAGACCAGUUACUUGAUCUUUUCACACCUGCUGAAAACAAAAAGGGGCCUGGUUCAUCAAGAGGUUCAGAUCGUGACGAUGGUGGUGAUUCACAAUUACUGGGCACUGGGAAAGGUAUGAAGUCCAUUCUGAGCGGUUUAGAAGAGCUCUGGGAUCAAUCACAAUACACUGAAGAAUACAGUCUGAACCAUUUCUUAGCCAAGCUAAAUGGUUAGAAUGAAGAGAGGAUGAAGGAAGGAGUCAUGUAUAAAAAUUUCCCAUUCUGCUGACAAACGCCAUCGGGUUUCCUUUUUUUUGUCAAAACCGAAGCAAACCUUGCCCUCGCCAAGCAUGGUGUGUACAGUGCACACAAAUAAUUUUUGUUUCCUCCACAGGCCGAGAUUUUGACUAUCAAGUAGCAAAAAAAGAGCAGUAAUUAGUAGUAGUCCCAUUAACUUUUGUUGCAUCUCUAUCUAAUUAAUUUCCUACAUUUAUUAGUAAUAUGUUUUAUGGAUUUUGACAAAUAUUGGUUGGCGCCAAUUAUAUAUUAAAAAACCAUAUUAUUAUUGUAAAUGUUGGGAUAGUGUAUAGACAUAUGUUCACCUUUUUUUAGUAAAGGAUAAUGCAUUUGCUGAA